Messenger RNA from Scatophagus argus, 5209 nucleotides. RefSeq names its product transmembrane 131 like (gene tmem131l). Gene Ontology annotation, cellular component: membrane. Lineage: Eukaryota; Metazoa; Chordata; Actinopteri; Scatophagidae. The transcript is spliced from 34 exons. The coding region runs from base 424 to 5094 and encodes 1556 amino acids. The record is from RefSeq and is a predicted model, not a curated record.
AACUAACGUGAACACGACCGUUGCAAUAAUGUAAAAAAAAAAAAAAAAGGAAGAAAAAAAUUAAGUUAGCGAGGCUGAUUUGACUGCAAAAUUGGGGGCAAGCAUAAUGGUCCAAGCAGCAUUUAAAAACAAAAUGGGUGAAAAGAAAUUAAAGUAGCGGCUUAGCCAUAUGUGUUUAAAUUUUUAGCAACAGGGAAGAGGGCUUGUGAGCCUGCUUAGUUCAUGCUAGCUGCCAGUUCCCCUGUGCUGUUUGGUCUAACGAAAUGAUAACUUGUGCGGGCAGGGAAGUAACGUUAACGUAUCGUCGGGACUUAAAAUGAGGGCUUAGCGGUUACUGUUGUCUCCGUAAUAAUGCUAUAAAAUAUAGCAUUUUAACCCUAGACAGAGAACUUAAUAGUCGUGUGUAGUGCAGUAGCUUCAGAGAUGUUUUCCAAGUUCGUUAGCCACCAAGCUAACCUUCCUGCUAAUCGAGCAGCUAGCAAAGAGCCUUUGUCAGCCUGCCGAGGCGAAGUCAUUUCCUCACUUGUCUGUGUGAUUGUCGUCUACGUCGUUUCAGUUAACUCGUUUGUAAUCGCCAGUAAUAAUAACGGAGCUCUAAGUCAGAUGUCCACCAGCGUGGUCGAGGUCUGGCAACCAGAGGAUGCAGACCCAUUAGUCCCACUUCAGGCGGAGAAGGAACGCAGAAAAGAUGGUCUUCCAUUGGAAGACAGCUCCUCUCCGUAUACACGGGAGAAUUUGAGGCCCUUGCAUUUUCAACCACCAGCGCUGGAGUUUGGGACGCAGCCGCUGGGGCUGGCAAGAGCUGAAACCAUAUAUAUACACAAUCCCAGCCAGGAAGUUCCUGUGACACUGCUGUCAAUGUUUACAUCCAGCAGGCAUUUUUACAUACCUUUCUUUCACAGAAGAGUGAUUCCACCCAGAGGGAAGGCAUCUUUUAAACUAAUUUUCCUCCCGUCCGAGGAGGGCAGUGUAGAAAACACAUUAUUUAUAAACACAUCGGCCCAUGGCCUGCUGUCAUACCAGGUAUUUGGUGUGGGAGUUCACCAGGGUUCAUUAAAGUCUGUCCAAAGAAAGGAUAGUCUGCUAAUAUUCCCUCACAUCCAGAGCAUUAAGCUGACCCAAACUCAGGAAGAUGCCUCCAACAUCACCAUACUGGGUCUACUCCUGGAGUGCAGCUUACCGAAGAGUUUGCUCAACAAUCCUCAGGGGUUCUGCCUCCAGAAUGAGGAAGACCUCAGUCUGCAGAUUAAUCUGUCGGCGUGUGGUGACCGACCCGCUGACCUGGACAAACUCAAGCCUUACGUCAUUGAGCACAUUUUGGUGCUCCUGGUGACCCCUGCUGCAGGACAGGCUGCACUCGGGGAACCAAAAAUAGGAGUUUAUAUGUUAAAUUCUGGAGAUAAGAAGCUCCAUGUAAAGGACAUGCAGGUACUAUCAAAAGUUGAGGCCAGCCUGGAAUUUAAUCAGGUGCUGCUGAGACCAGAAGCAAAAAACUUCACUGAAGUGGCUUCACUUGCCUGCAGAGGUUCGUUGCCUGGCCACGAAAGAAAAUGUAUUAGUCAUAUCAGUUUAAAAAUACAGGGAAACCGGACAACCCCCAGCUUUCCUAAACUACAUAUCACACACAGACGGGCCGAGGGAGAUUGGUCCAGUCUGUUCCAGGUAAAACAGAGCGAUGCAGAUAAGCUGGAUCUGUGGCUGACAAACUCUCUCCUCCUGCCCCUCACUGUGACGAAAGCUAGCCUCUCACAGAAGCUGCAGGGGGUCAUGAAGGUGAUGAACUUCAGUGGUCCACUGACAGUUCCCCAGGGCUGCUGGCAUAUCCUGUCUCUGCAGCUGCUCAGCAAGGCCCUGCCUGUCAACCAGCUGUCCACUCUCAGUCUGGAUACCAGCCUGGGCACAGCCCUGCACAUUCCCCUUUACUUUCACUCUACUCCUUUCAAGCAGGGGGAAGUGGUGUUUGAGGCAGAGCGAGAAUGUGGACGAUCUUGCCCUCUAAGAUUGUCUGAAACGGGUCGUUCAGAGUGGCAGCGCUCCCUCCUGCCAGACUUUUUCUCCUCAGCUUGGCCUGUAGACAGCAAACUGGCUGCUGAGCUCUGUUCUCGAUGGCAGAGCCACAAAGACAAGCUGCCUUGCAGGUGGCCCAGACUGCCCGUAGAGACUUCCUCUCCUUUGGAUUUUGGUGCUACACCCGUCAAUGAGAGCAAGGUGAAGACGUUCACGCUGAAGAACCCUUCCUCUUCAGUGGUUUCUAUAGAAAUUCGAAUCCUUUCCCUGUACCCUGCCCCCAUGGAGGCCCUUGACCUCCUAACUAAAUGGUUUAACAUCAGCCCCCUCUCUGUCAACGUCAGCACUACAGAGUUUUCUUUGUUGGCUUCUCCUCCAAAGGCGGGUGAGAACAUGGGGGACGCAACAGGAGAAGGUGUCCUGCGUCUGCUGCUGCAGCCCUGGGAGGCCAGAGAAGUCGCUGUGGUCUUUACUCCCUCUGACCACAAGCCCACCACUACCGUUCUCAUCAUCAGGAACAACCUGACAGUGUUUGACUUGAAGACGGUGCAGGGCCACGGGGCCAAAGAGCUGCUAAGAGUUGGAGGCAAACUGCCGGGCCCAGGAGCCUCUUUGCGCUUUAAUGUUCCUCAGUCAACUCUAAUGGAGUGUCGAGAUGGUCUGCGCACCAACAAGCCGCUUUUCGCCAUCAGAAAGAGUUUCAAGGUGGAGAAUGCAGGGGAGCUUCCUCUGACAGUCAUGUCAAUGAACAUAAACGGAUAUAAGUGUCAGGGCUUCGGCUUUGAGGUCCUGCAGUGUCGCUCCUUCAUCCUUGACCACAACACGUCCUCUGAGAUCACCAUUGCGUUCACCCCAGACUUCACCUCGUCCUGGGUGAUCCGGGACCUCACCCUGGUCACCUCACGUGGUACUUCUUUCCCUUUCACCCUCAACGUGACGCUGCCCCACCACAUGUUGCCUCUCUGCGCUCAGGUGGUUCCUGGCCCCAGCUGGGAGGAAACUUUCUGGGUGGUCACGCUCGUCUUCACGUGCUUCUCCCUGUUCGGUGUGUGUCUGAUGGCCUUCCAUCAGGCGCAGUAUAUCCUGAAUGAGUUCUCCACACCCAGCAUCAGGAGCAACCACAACUCUGUCCUGUCCCGGGACAACGGCCCCAUGAGUAACCUCACACCCAAUGGAGUAAAUAAAACGAAGGGCAGCUGUAAGAGCUAUGUGGACACAUGUCACACCUCAGACAAAGGUAAAGGGCGUGGCUCUCCAGCCCUGGCCAACAGCCCCGCCCCACGCCCUCAAUCCUCAAAAAAAGGCUCCUCAGUCACCCCAUCCCAGACACAAAAGAAACACAAGGUUUCAUUAUAUUACACCAAAUACAAGUCCAGCUUGUCCACAGCAUCAGCUGGUCCUGUGACAAUGGAUGAAGAGCAAGAGGACCUAACACCAGACCCUUCCCUGACCCCAGACCCCGAUGUCUGCAACAACAACGAACCAGCUUUCAUCAGCGAGCUGGAUAAAAAGACAUCUGAAGACUUUAAAGAGGAACCCCACAGCACUAUAGAACAUGUAGUGCCAGCAGAAGUUAUGUUUCCCAUGGAAAUGCCUACUGGUUUCCCAGAUAACGUCACACUGAGUCCAGGACCUAGACCGGGCCUGUUGGUGUGCAGCCCUGUGGAGAAGAGCUGCACUGAGCACUAUGCAGAGAAGAUCGACUCUGAGAAAAGGGACAGUUCUGAAAUGGAGCUGAGAGUAGAUGAGAAAGGCCAGAAAAAGAAAACAGUGCAGAGACUGGGACUGCAGAGUGCAGAGACUGGGUCUGCCUCAGGAAAUAAUAAGGGAAAGAGGAGUCGCAGGAAGACAGAAACUGUCUCCAGUGCUCCUGAGCACAAUGUGCUGCUGAUGCCAGAGAGGGAGAAGGAACCCGAUUGGAAAACAGGGGACCGUAACAUCAGUGGAACCCGCAACAGGAACCGCUGCUGCAACGGCUUGAAGUCAGAAGCACCAAAGCCUGGACACAGUGCUGAGAGCCCCCUCAAACAGAACGGUGUGUGUCCUGCUCGUAGUCGACGGAAAUGCACCACAGAACGGCGUGGCGGCGGCGGCGGAGUGUGCGAGUCGGGCUCGGACUCCGGCAGCUCGUCGGGCAGCGUGAGGGCCAGCAGAGGGAGCUGGGGCAGCUGGAGCAGCACCAGCAGCAUGGAGGGAGACCGAGACCCCAGUGCCCGAACACACGGCUGCAAUACCUCAUCGAGAAAAAGGGACUCGGUGCAGUACGGGAUCUACCCAGACUGCUACCAAACCAUCAGUACAAACUACAAGGCUCAAAGCAUGAACAACUUGUACCGUAAAGACCAGUGCCAAAGCCCAGAUCCCCCUGCGUCCAGCUUUGCCCAGAGUUUUGCUUCUGUUGCUGCAAGAGUGGACAGAAACAUGGAUAAAGACAUUCAUAACCUGGCAGGUCAGUAUUUGCCUGAACAGACGUGGUCGGCCCCAUCCAUCCCCCUCACCAAUGAGUUCAGAUACAACGCCACCGAAGCUGUGCCCUACAUACCUCAGCCAGCAACCACCGCGUCGUAUAACGGGUUUACUUGGAGCAGUGCCAACAGCCAUUGCAACAGUCAAUACGCCUACUGCGACGAAGCCAACUAUAUAGAUAAAAGAACUUUUCCGAGCGGUUUUCCCAGUCAGGACGGCCAGAACGCUCACUGCAGUCAGGCCGGCUGGUGUGAGGAACAGCCUCAGGAAUCGCCCUCAACCUGGGAUACAGCAGCCUGCGUGGGCAGCAAGCCAUACUUCUCGGGUACCCGCAGCCUCUCCCCCAUGUCCAGUCUGUUUGGAUCCAUCUGGACCCCCCAGAGCGAGCCCUACCAGAGCCACUUCCAACCUGAGCGAUCAGUCCCGGUGUCUCCGAUGUCCCCCAUCACCCCGCCUCAUUCUCCCUUCAGCCGGGAGCCGGAGGGGAGGUGCGCACCGAUUCAAUACUCCAGCUUCAACCCGUUCGGCCCACACAUGAACCUGGACAUAUGGAACUCGUCCUCCAACCGCAGCUCCAACUCACAGCUCUCCAACGACUCUGGCUACUGUGGAGAUGUUUAAAAUAAACAAGAUUAAAAAAAAACAAGAAUGGCAGACCUUAACAAUAAGUGCAAACAUAUAAAACAUUGAUAUGUAAAAGAAAGGAAAUAAAAAAUGAAUGUUCUUUUAUCAUUAA